AUGUUAGUUUCUUUGACUGUCGGCAAGGUCGAUGCCGGUGUCGCGGUCUUGCUCACCCAGGACAAGCGGUUGAUCGAGUUUCCUUCUAUUCUCCUACCGUCAACCAUCACAUCGGGCUCGAUCGUUGAUAUCGAGGUCAGGCAGAACCACGAGGCAGAACGGAAUUCACACGCCGCUUUCGCUGCCUUACAGAGACAAAUACUAAACACUUAUGGUCUCCAUAUCCCUGCGACACCUGUCUUGCGCCUCCGCAAUGCCACACAAACCUCCCUCGUCCUCGAAUGGGAUCCCAUUCAGUUGGCAACGACUACUCUACGUUCACUUGCCCUCUACCGCAAUGGAAGCAAGGCAGGGAACAUCCCACGCCCCCUAGAGACGCUCAGCACCAAAAUGAGUGGAUUAGCGAUCGACACAGAGUACUCAUUCUAUUUGGUGCUCAAAACCAGCGGCGGAAUAUAUACGAGCAAUACCCUCACAGUCAAGACCCACGCAAUGAACAACCUGACGGGUAUAACCGUCACCCCGGGGAUACUGCCUCCGCAACUGAGAGAAAGUCUUGAAGCAGCUAUUGCGCGUAUCGGCGCAAGAAUCAACGACACGGUCAAGAUUGACACCACCCAUUUCGUCUGUACAGAAGGUCGGGGUCGUGAUUGGGAAAGAGCAAAUGAGAUGAAUAUCCCUGUCGUCAGGCCUGAAUGGGUGGAGGGCUGUGAACGAGAAGGAAAAAUCAUCGGAGUCCGUGGAUAUUAUUUGGAUGCGGAUCCCAAACAAAGACAGCUCGGGUCGAACCCAAGUCUUUCAGCACCGGCAGGCCGACCUUCCACCACGACUGCGCCAAAACCCCAACACGCAAAUGUGCCUCAGCAGCCAAAAGAACAGCCGCCAAAAAGUCCUGAUAGAGAGAGCACUGUAAGCGGGGAGCCGGGUCCUGAAGUUCUUCCUACACCUCCUCUCCAGAAAGAGCUACCGCCGACGCCAGCCGACGAUGGCGAAGAGGGCAGCGAAGAGGAAGAAGCUGAAGAUGAGGAACAAGAGGCCGCACCGGCCGAGCCAAAGGGUAAAGGCAAGGCCCCAGAGGUCGAGCUAGAUCAGGAGGAUGACGAGGAGGAUGAUGGAGAGGAAUUAGGUGGUUCCCAGCAGCUGUCCAAAGCUGAGGGCAAAGGGGCCGAAAUGGAAGAUGUCGCUUUAUGA
Cladophialophora bantiana CBS 173.52 is the source of this 1191-nucleotide messenger RNA. RefSeq lists its product as uncharacterized. Bases 1 to 1191 code for a protein of 396 amino acids. The transcript is spliced from 2 exons. NCBI's taxonomy places the organism in Eukaryota, Fungi, Ascomycota, Eurotiomycetes, Chaetothyriales, Herpotrichiellaceae. Gene Ontology annotation, biological process: Golgi to plasma membrane transport; conjugation with cellular fusion. The record is from RefSeq and is a predicted model, not a curated record. Gene Ontology annotation, molecular function: protein dimerization activity. Gene Ontology annotation, cellular component: exomer complex; trans-Golgi network.